Messenger RNA from Impatiens glandulifera, 807 nucleotides. RefSeq lists its product as uncharacterized. The coding region runs from base 1 to 807 and encodes 268 amino acids. The record is from RefSeq and is a predicted model, not a curated record. The transcript is spliced from 4 exons. NCBI's taxonomy places the organism in Eukaryota, Viridiplantae, Streptophyta, Magnoliopsida, Ericales, Balsaminaceae.
AUGGAGGAUCGAGAAAAGGUACAAGAUUUUUCUUCUCGUGUUUCCACUAUUAUCAAUCAAAUAAAAAGCAGUGGAGAUGAAAUCAAAGAUAAAAAGGUUGUUGAAAAGGUUCUUUUCGAUCAUGUUGCUGUUGCGAUUGAAGAAUUAAAAGAUUUGUCCAAGAUGAUAAUAUAUGAGUUGAUUGGAUCUCUUCUAGCACAUGAGCAAAGAAUUAAUCGCUCUUGUACUCCAUCAAUUGAUCAAGCCUUCAAAUACAAGCAAGAGAAGAACGAAGAUGAUGCAAAAUUUGUGAAAGAAGAUUAUGAUGUUAUGUUUGUUUCUCUAAAUAGUGAAGAGAAGUCAAAAAGUCAAUGGUAUCUUGAUAGCGGUGCUAGCAACCAUAUGACAAGCAAUAAAGAUAUGUUUGUGGAGCUCAACUCUGACAUUACUUCAACAGUUGUUUUUGGAGAUGGUUCUUAUCAAGAUUCGAAAGGAAAAGGUACCAUUGUUGUUCCAACUUUGGGAGAUGAUCUCAUCUAUUUUGGAACAAACAAAGCUAUGGUGGCAGAAUUCAAGAAUCAAAUGAUGAAAGAAUUUGAGAUGACAGGCUUGAGACUCAUGAAAUAUUUUCUUGGUAUACAAGUUAAGAAAAGUUCGAUUGAUGAUCGAAAAAAUACCUCCGGUUAUAUCUUUUGUCUUGGAUCAAAUGUAAUAUCAUGGAGCUCAAGAAAACAGAAAUAUGUGUCAUUGUCAUCAGCCGAAGCAAAGUAUAUAACAUCUACUGAUGCAGCUUGUGAAGCAAGGAAUUUUAAGGGACAUGAAGUUUGA